AUACUCUCUCUAUAUAUGGCUUACAUAUGCAUAGAGAUUAUGCAGAACUCUUGCCCUCGGACUCUUGUCUCUCAAUCACCAUUUCUACUAACAAUUUACUAGAAAAAUUGAACACCACCACCACAAUCUCUCUCUCCGUUGUUCAUCACACAACUCUUCUUCAAACCAUAGAGAGAGUUUUAAGAGAGAGAGAUGGGUAGACCACCAUGUUGUGACAAAGUUGGAAUGAAGAAAGGUCCAUGGACACCAGAAGAAGAUAUCAUCUUGGUCUCUUACAUACAACAACAUGGACCUGGCAACUGGAGAUCAGUUCCUACCAAUACAGGUUUGCUCAGAUGCAACAAGAGUUGCAGACUCAGAUGGACUAAUUAUCUCAGGCCAGGCAUCAAACGAGGCAACUUCACUGACCAUGAAGAGAAAAUGAUCAUACAUCUUCAAGCCCUUUUGGGUAACAGAUGGGCAGCUAUAGCAUCAUAUCUUCCACAAAGAACAGAUAAUGAUAUAAAGAAUUACUGGAAUACCCAUCUGAAGAAGAAGCUGAAGAAGCUCCAAUCAGGACAAAACCAAGAUGGGUUUUCAUCUCCAAGUCCUAAUUUGUCAAAAGGUCAGUGGGAGAGGAGGCUUCAAACAAACAUUCACAUGGCCAAACAAGCCCUAUGUGAGGCUCUAUCACUUGACAAGCCAACAACAACUACUACUUUGGUUCCUGAAGAUCAAGAGACAAAGCCUUCUACUUAUGCAUCAAGUGCUGAAAACAUAGCAAAGUUGCUUGAGAACUGGAUGAACAAGACACCAAAAUCAAACUCAAAAGGAUCUACUAUUUAUUCUAGUGAAGGAGCACUUAGUGCAACAACAACAAGCUUCAACUCUUCCAAUUCCUCUCCUGCAGAUGAGAAUAAUGCAAAUCUAACUACUGCUACUACUCCUGAAACCAAGCCCAACUUGGAGACUGGUAGUAAUCAUGAUGAUCAAAUUCCACAAUUGACACUGUUGGAGAAGUGGCUCUUUGAUGAAGGUGUCUCUCAUGGUGAUCAUGAUGAAGAUCUGUUGACCUUUUCAUUAGAGGAUAGCGAUGAGUUGUUCUGAAAAUAGCUUUUCUUAAUUUAGGACAAUCAGUCUAGGUGGGGAGACUUGUUUCUUGUGUUUAAUUUGGUCAUCAAUUUAGGCCUUAAUCAAGCUGGUGGAACUUGUACCUAUAUAUACAUAUAUUUAUAGGUCUAGCCUAUGCAGAAAUAUACUACAUAUCCUAGCUCUCUUAGAGCAAGAAAAGAAGUGUAUAUUAUAUAUAUGUAUAGGUCUAGCCUAUGCAGAAAGAUACUACAUAUCCUAGCUCUCUUAGAGCAAGAAAAGAAGUGUAUAUUAUAUAUAUAUAUAUAUAGGUAUCUAUGAUAUUGGAUA
Messenger RNA from Tripterygium wilfordii, 1398 nucleotides. RefSeq names its product myb-related protein 306-like. The coding region runs from base 193 to 1086 and encodes 297 amino acids. Gene Ontology annotation, biological process: response to auxin. The transcript is spliced from 3 exons. The record is from RefSeq and is a predicted model, not a curated record. NCBI's taxonomy places the organism in Eukaryota, Viridiplantae, Streptophyta, Magnoliopsida, Celastrales, Celastraceae.